GGCAACACAUUGUGCUUUUGGUCCGAGAAGAAUUAAAAACAAAUACAAAAACAGUUCAUCUAUUGAAUUACAUUAGCCGCCUAUACAGGCUAAGUACACCCUAUCUUAAAAAUUAAAAUGAGCUCGCGAAACCGAGGCAAGCCUAGACGGGGUGGUGGCGCAUCAGGUGGUUCCUACCGUAAUGUCAAAUCAAAACACAAUUGCGAACGUAGCUUUGCCGAGCAGGCCAAUGAGCUGGCUGAAUCAGAUGACAGCGACAGUUCUGGUUCCACUUCAUCCGGUGAUGAGAGUGGAGGACAGAGUUUGGGAAAGCCUCCGCACUUUGCUGUAGCUAUGUGGGAUCUAAAUCACUGUGAUCCCAAAAAGUGUUCAGGGCGUAAACUGGCACGCUUGGGACUUAUAGAAAACUUGCGCUUGGGUCAAAAGUUUGCCGGCCUAGUACUGUCGCCAGUAGGACAGCUAUGUGUGAGUCCCAAGGAUCGCGAUAUAGUCACAUCAGCAGGUGUGGCAGUUAUAGACUGCUCCUGGGCAAAACUUGAUGAGACGCCAUUUAAUAGAAUGCGUAGCCCACACCCAAGACUAUUGCCAUUCCUAGUGGCUGCGAAUCCCAUCAACUAUGGCAAGCCCUGCAAGCUGAGCUGCGUGGAAGCCAUAGCGGCUACCCUGUACAUAUGUGGCCUAACAGAGGAGGCACGUUGGUUUAUGGGGAAAUUCUCCUGGGGUCAUGCCUUCAUAGAGCUGAACGAGAAGCUGCUUAAUGCGUAUGCAGCGUGCCAAAGCAGCGAGGAGAUAGUAAAAGCGCAAAAUGAAUACUUGGAGACAGAACAAAAGGAACGAGAUAAGCCCAGAGAUCUCAAAGAGUUUUACCCAACUAGCAGUAGCAGUAGUAGUAGUAGUGAUGAAAGUGAAUCAGGGCAAAAAUAACGUUUAUUCAGUUUAUA
Drosophila busckii is the source of this 941-nucleotide messenger RNA. Its product is annotated as ribosome biogenesis protein TSR3 homolog. The record is from RefSeq and is a predicted model, not a curated record. Gene Ontology annotation, biological process: maturation of SSU-rRNA. Gene Ontology annotation, molecular function: rRNA small subunit aminocarboxypropyltransferase activity. NCBI's taxonomy places the organism in Eukaryota, Metazoa, Arthropoda, Insecta, Diptera, Drosophilidae. Bases 118 to 924 code for a protein of 268 amino acids. The transcript has a single exon.